Manduca sexta (tobacco hornworm) is the source of this 2526-nucleotide messenger RNA. RefSeq lists its product as uncharacterized. The transcript is spliced from 3 exons. Lineage: Eukaryota; Metazoa; Arthropoda; Insecta; Lepidoptera; Sphingidae. The record is from RefSeq and is a predicted model, not a curated record. Gene Ontology annotation, cellular component: membrane. The coding region runs from base 38 to 385 and encodes 115 amino acids.
AUGUCCUUUAUCUUUCCAGGUAUUAGGUAUACUAUGUAUGGCUUUGGGAUCGCCGUGGUAUUCGACAUGGUUCGUGUUUGUAGCCGUCACGAGCUUCAUCACCACCCUCAUGUGGAGUUUCGUUUACUUCUUAAGUAUUAAAGAAGCACUAAAACUACCCAUUAAUUGGGUGCUAUCUGAACUGAUUAGUAACGCGCUGCAGUGUUUCAUGUAUCUGUUGGCAUUUAUUGUAAUGUUCAUAGCAACGGCAACUUAUUACGGUUCAUACCAUGCAAGCAAUGUGGCUGCUGCUGUGUUCGGUAUUUUCAACACUGUAGCGUACGGCGCCAGUUCUCUACUGCUGUUCAAAGAGCACAAGAGUUCGCAGACAGCACAGGCUUCAUAAGUACUAGAAGCCGAUUAUUCUCACCCGGCGCCCGUGGACACUCCAACACUAACCUCAACAGGAGCCUUUUAAAAUAUCAUUUGGAUUUGUUCCGCUUUCCACAUUGUAUUUCAUAAUUGUACAAAGCUGACUUGUUGAAAUUGAUAUUGAUCACGACAUUCAACUAUUUCGACACUUACGGUUUUAAACAUUUUACGCGUAUUUCGGGUUAAUGGGCUACAAACGUAACUGAUAAGCUUGACGUUGACACUAAGGUGUACGGGUAAGUAAUUUAUCGAAAUAUUUUCAAGCAUAAAACUUGAUUAAUAUAUUAUGUUACGAAUUUUUGUAAAAUAAUAUUUCUAUAUGUUGCACCGUUAUAUUUGUUAGAUAUUGAAUGAGUAUUGUUACGAUUUCAUUUAUCGAAAUCUGAAAUAAGACACUAAAUUAAUUUAUAAAAUUUAGCUAUUUACAGCACCGAGACGAUUAUUAUCAAUACCGAGACGAUAUUUUUAAAUUAAUUUGUAUCAUAACAUAAAGUACUGUUUAUAAGAUUACGAAGUCUUAAAAUAUCUUUGUUAAAUAAUGUACCUAAUAUGGCCAUAAAUCUUGAACACUUUAGAGACAAAUAUUUAGGGUUAAUUACUUCGUUGUGUUCAUUUAAAUUUUAUUUGUGGUGGAAUUAAUGUUUCAAAUCUUAUUUCAAUACACAUUAUAUCGUAGAUAAGUGGGUGAUUAUUUAAUAGAGUUUACAAUAAUGGAAUGUAAUGUAUUCAUCUAAAUAUUUGUAGUAAAAAAAUUGUACACGUAUUAUUUGGAAAGGUUACAAACCUCACAUGCCCCAUAUAUAUAGACAUAAAAGCUCUAUGGUUCCAAAGAAAAAUACUGCAUGAAAUUUCAAUGAAAGCUGAAGCAUUUGCAAUAAUGUCAAUUUAAAUGGAUAAAUUUAAAUUAGUACCUAUUUUCUUAUUUUAAGGUGUAUUAUUUAACUUAGUUUAGUCAUAUAAAUACAUAAUUUAUUUUUACGGUUGUUAUCAAUUUCGUUAGCCUAGUCUUACAAUGAAACAAUAAAGAUUAUAGGUAUUUAAUGUCAAAUUAAAUGUUAAUGUCGUUUGUUGAAUCGAUAUACCUAUACAAAGAGAUUAAACAUCUGUUAGCGUUACACAUGUAUUAAAUUAAAAUAUACCUAUCUAUAAUACCUACGUACAGUUAUAAAUAUGUAGAGUGGAAGCGUUAAAUCUAAUAGAUGAGUAUUUUGCCGUUUAAGGGAUAUUCCAAAAAUAUUACAUAAUCUAUACUAAUAUUAUAAAGAGCAAGCAGCAGCAAGUUUGUGAGUUGAGAGUUUGAUUGUGGGUUUUUAGGGGUUAAUCUUUAAAACUUCUUAAUCAAACUAAUAGGAAGCUACAUUACUCCUGAAUGUUAUAGGCAAAUUUUUUUAUCCCGGGAAAAUAUUUAUUCCGGAAAAACAUUUUCACUUAACUGUGAAUAUGAAAGUUUGAAACAAGGAAGAAAGUAUAGUUCUGCUUUUUGUUUGUGAAACUAAAACCUAUGCCUAAAAACGAGCGAUAUCUCGUACUACUUAUGUAUAGUGCCUUUCUGCUGUUUACAUUAUUCAAUCUGUAUGUAGGUAUUCCAAUAUUUCAUUAUUAAAGUCUAUACUAGGUUCGGUCUUUUUAAUAUUUAUUUAUUAUUUAUACAGUCAUGUUAAAAAUAUCGAACUAUCUUUUGUUAAAGUAAAACGUAUAAAACUACUUAAUGCUUGCUUACGCACUAAUGCACAUAAUUGAAAAUUAUUAAUGUUCAAUAUAUAAAUUAGAAACACAAACGUUGCAACCCUAUUAUGUGAUUUAAACUAUUGCUCUGGGUUGCGUAGGUAUUGCGAUAUGAAUCUCUUGCAUUUGAUUGUAAACAAUUUUAUUAAACAUUAAAGCCAACAAAUACAGGUAUUUUGGACGUUACAUAGUACUCUUGCAGUAUCGGUGUUCUUAUUUUUCUAUAAUCAGAUUAUGCAUGUUCUAAUAAUAUACCUAUGUUAUAUUUUUUUAAAGUACUGAAACAUGUAGUUUGAAAUACCUUUACUUCGAAUAGAUAUUUAAGAAAUUGUAAUUGUAAACUAAUUUGUAAAAAGUUAAUAAAUAUAUUUUAACAUUAUAAUAUUAUAA